AUGGCAGAUGAUCGGAAAGAUGAAGGAAAGGCGCCUCACUGGACCUCAGCUCAACUAACAGAGGCAUCUGCACACCCACAUCCACCUGAGAUUAAGGAUCAAGGCGGGGCAGGGGAAGGACUUGUCAGAAGCGCCAAUGGAUUCCCAUACAGGGAGGAUGAAGAGGGCGCCUUUGGAGAACAUGGGUCACAGAGCACCUAUUCAGAUACCAAAGAGAAUGGAAUCAACGGAGAGCUGACCUCAGCUGACAGAGAAACAGCAGAGGAGGUGUCUGCAAGGAUAGUUCAAGUAGUCACGGCUGAAGCUGUAGCGGUCCUGAAAGGUGAACAAGAGAAAGAAGCUCAACAGAAAGAUCAGCCUGCAGCUCUGCCUUUAGCAGCUGAAGAGACAGCUAAUCUGCCUCCUUCUCCACCUCCAUCACCAGCCUCAGAACAGACCAUUGCAGUGGAAGAAGGUUUACUUCCAGCCUCGAAGAUGGAGUUCCAUGAUCAACAGGACUUGACUCCCUCUCCAGCUGAGCCAUUAGACAAGAAGGACAAGGAGUCAGAGAAACAAAGUAAGCCUGGUGAAGACCUUAAACAUGCUGCCUUCGUUUCUCAGCCUGAGACAACUAAAAUUUCCCCUGACAAAAAGGACAUGCAAGGCCCAGAGGAAGAAAAAGCACCUCCCACUCUGUUUGGGCAUACUCUUGGUGCCGGGCUAGAAGACACGAAACAGAAGACAGAACCAAGCAUCGUAGUGCCUGGUAUUGGCCUCUCUGCAGAGCCCCCAGCUCCAAAAGAGCAAAAGGACUGGUUCAUCGAAAUGCCAAUGGAAGCCAAAAAGGAUGAGUGGGGUUUAGCUGCUCCCAUCUCGCCUGGCCCUCUAACCCCCAUGAAGGGAAAAGAUGUCCUUGAGGAUAUCCCCAAAUGGGAGGGGAAACAGUUUGAUUCUCCCAUGCCCAGUCCCUUUCAGGCUGGCAGCUUCACUCUUCCUUUAGAUGUCAUGAAGAAUGAAAUAGUUGCAGAAGCAUCACCCUUUGCCCCUGCCCUAUUACAACCAGAUGACAAAAAAUCUCUGGAAGAAACCAGUGGCCCAGCAACUGCCAAAGAUAGUUCUAAAGCUGAAGAGCCCCAUAAGGAUAAAUCUGACAAAAUGGCAGAAGCGCCAGCCCCAGAGACAUUCACCUUACCCAAAGAUGCCCACAUUCCGACUGUGGAGGAAUGUGUCCCAGAGAAAGUUUUAGGAGAGGAGAAAGGGGCAAUAAAGCAAGAGAGUGCACAGAAAAAAGAGCAGGAAGUGACACUUACUGAAAAAGAAUCUCUGCUAAAGCUUGAAGAAAAGACAACCAUUUCUGACAAAGAAGCCGUGCCAAAAGAGAGUGAGCCCCUGAAACUGACAGAUGGAGAAACAGGCAUAAUUCAGCCCUGCAUGGAGCAUACCCUCUCAAAAGAAGAGCAGAAAGUCCAAGAGCCUACCACAGAGCCAUUAAAACAGGACUCAUUCCCUGUCAGUUUGGAGCAAGCAGUGACAGACUCAGCCGUGACCUCUAAGACGCUGGAGAAAGUCAUGACCGAACCAGUGGCAGUAAGUGAAAAGAGUGCAGCCCAAGACCUUUUUGAAGAAAAAGUUGCAGACAAAGAUAUUAAGAUGGAAGGGGUUGGGCCUGCAACAUCAGUGGAGCUUGACAUGCCAUUUUAUGAAGAUAAGUCAGGAAUGUCCAAGUAUUUUGAAACAUCCGCCUUGAAAGAAGAAGUGACCAGAAGCAUCCAGCCAGGCAGUGAUUACUAUGAACUCAGUGACACCAGAGAAAGUGUCCAAGAGUCUUUUGAUACCCUAUCUCCCGUGUGUAAAAACGGAGACAAGGGACUUGAGGCAGGUAAAGAACCCCAGCCCAGUGCUCCAGCACAAGAAACAGGGUACAGCACUCUUGCACAGAGUUAUCCGUCUGAUUUACCUGAAGAACCUAGUUCUCCUCAAGAAAGAAUGUUUACUAUUGACCCAAAAGUGUAUGGGGAGAAGCGGGAUCUCCACAGUAAGAAUAAGGAUGACUUGACGCUAAGCAGGAGUUUAGGACUUGGUGGGAGGUCUGCAAUAGAACAGCGAAGCAUGUCAAUCAAUUUGCCCAUGUCUUGCCUGGAUUCCAUAGCCCUUGGAUUUAACUUUGGUCGGGGACAUGAUCUCUCCCCUCUGGCUUCUGAUAUUCUAACCAACACUAGUGGAAGUAUGGAUGAAGGGGAUGAUUACCUGCCAGCCACAACACCUGCACUGGAGAAAGCCCCCUGUUUCCCAGUAGAAAGCAAAGAGGAAGACCAGACCGAGGGAGGAAAAGCUGCUGGAGAGGAAAGUACUCAAGUCGAGACCUCGUGUGAGUCACCUUUCUUAGCCAAAGAUUACUACAAAAAUGGUACUGUCAUGGCCCCUGACCUGCCGGAAAUGCUAGAUCUGGCAGGCACAAGGUCAAGAUUAGCUUCCGUGGGUGCAGAUGCUGAGGUUGCCAGGAGGAAGUCAGUCCCAUCAGAGACUGUGGUCGAGGAGAGUAGUACCGGCUUGCCCCCUGCCACCGAUGAAAACCACGUCAUUGUUAAAACAGACAGUCAGCUUGAGGACCUGGGUUACUGUGUGUUCAAUAAAUACACAGUCCCACUCCCAUCACCCGUUCAAGACAGUGAGAAUUUGUCAGGGGAGAGUGGUUCCUUUUAUGAAGGCACGGAAGAUAAAAUGCGAAGAGAUCUAGCCACAGACCUGUCCUUGAUUGAAGUAAAAUUGGCAGCUGCCGGAAGAGUCAAAGAUGAAUUCGGUGCUGAGAAAGAAGUACCCCCACAUAUCUCUGGUGACAAAUCGGGACUGGGUAGGGAGUUUGAUCAGGAGAGGAAAGCUAAUGAUAAGCUGGAUACUGUUCUGGAAAAGAGUGAAGAACAUGCUGAUGCAAAAGAACAAGCCAAGGCAACAGAAGAGGCCAGUGAUGAAGUUGAAACAUUUGGCUUAGGAGUAACCUACGAGCACACUCCCACCAAAGAACUGACCGUUUCAAAAGACACAUCACCUCCCGCGGCCGAGAAAGCUGAGAAAGGUCUUAGUUCAGUGCCAGAAGUAGCUGAGGUCGAAACAUCCAAAAAAGCUGAACCAGAACUGGAUUUUGUUGCAAUGAAAGCUGACCAGGGUCAAUUAGAUGUGAAAAUCAGUGACUUUGGACAGAUGGCCGCAGGGCUGGCGGUAGACGCUGGAGAGGCAACAGAGCUUAAGCUCGAGGUGACACAAGAUCUGCCCCCCUCAUCUGGAGCACCUCAGGAGGAAGACGCGUUUAUGAGUGUUGAGGCUGGCCACAUGAAAGAAGGCACUAAAGUCAGUGAGACAGAAAUCAAGGAGAAGGUAGCCAAGCCUGACUUGGUGCACCAGGAGGCUGUAGACAAGGAAGAGUCCUACGAGUCCAGUGGUGAGCAUGAGAGCCUCACCAUGGAGUCCUUGAAAGCUGAUGAGGGCAAGAAGGAAACAUCCCCAGAAUCCUCUCUAAUUCAAGACGAGAUUGCCAUCAAAUUGUCAGUGGAGAUACCAUGUGCACCUGCUGUCUCAGAGGCUGAUUUAGUCCCAGAUGAGAGAGCUGAUGUCCAGAUGGAAUUUAUUCAGCAGCCAAAAGAAGAAAGCAAAGAAACCCCAGAUAUCUCUGUCACACCCUCCGACAUCGCAGAGCCAUUGCCUGAAGCCAUCAGGGCUGAACCAGCAGAGGCUCAGAGUGAGGAAGAAGAGAUAGAAGCCCGGGGAGAAUAUGAUAAACUGCUCUUCCGCUCCGACACCCUUCAGAUUACCGACCUGGGCGUCCCAGGUGUCAGGGAGGAAUUUGUGGAGACCUGCCCUGGUGAGCACAAAGGAGUGAUCGAGUCCGUUGUGACCAUCGAGGAUGACUUUAUCACUGUGGUGCAAACCACAACGGAUGAAGGGGAGUCAGGUUCCCACAGCGUGCGUUUUGCAGCCCUGGAGCAGCCUGAGGUGGAGAGGAGACCAUCCCCCCACGCUGAAGAAGAGCUCGAAGUAGAAGAGGCAGCCGAAGCCCAGGCGGAACCCAAGGAUGGCUCCCCAGAGGCUCCCGCUUCCCCCGAGAGAGAAGAGGUUGCACUCUCAGAAUAUAAGACAGAAACCUAUGACGAUUAUAAAGACGAGACCACCAUUGAUGACUCCAUCAUGGAUGCUGACAGCCUCUGGGUGGACACUCAAGAUGAUGAUAGGAGCAUCAUGACAGAACAGUUAGAAACUAUUCCUAAAGAGGAGAAAGCUGAAAAGGAAGCUCGGAGACCAUCUCUUGAGAAACAUAGAAAAGAAAAGCCUUUUAAAACCGGGAGAGGCAGAAUUUCCACUCCUGAAAGAAAAAUAGCUAAAAAGGAACCUAGCACAGUCUCCAGAGAUGAAGUGAGAAGGAAAAAAGCAGUUUAUAAGAAGGCUGAACUUGCUAAAAAAACAGAGGUUCAGGCCCACUCUCCCUCCAGGAAAUUCAUUUUAAAACCUGCUAUCAAAUAUACUAGACCAACUCAUCUCUCCUGUGUUAAGCGGAAAACCACAGCAACAGGUGGUGAAUCAACUCAGGCUUCCAGUGUAUUUAAACAGGCAAAGGACAAAGUCUCUGAUGGAGUAACCAAGAGCCCAGAAAAGCGCUCUUCUCUGCCCAGACCCUCCUCCAUUCUCCCUCCUCGUCGAGGUGUAUCAGGAGACAGAGAUGAGAAUUCCUUCUCUCUCAACAGUUCCAUCUCCUCUUCAGCACGGCGGACUACCAGGUCAGAGCCAAUUCGCAGAGCAGGAAAGAGUGGCACUUCCACACCCACUACCCCUGGAUCAACCGCCAUCACUCCUGGCACCCCACCAAGCUACUCCUCACGCACCCCAGGCACUCCUGGAACCCCGAGCUAUCCCAGGACCCCUCACACACCAGGAACCCCCAAAUCGGCCAUCUUGGUGCCCAGCGAGAAGAAAGUUGCCAUCAUACGUACGCCUCCAAAAUCUCCCGCUACUCCCAAGCAACUUCGGCUUAUUAACCAACCACUGCCAGACCUGAAGAAUGUCAAAUCCAAAAUCGGAUCGACAGACAACAUCAAAUACCAGCCUAAAGGGGGGCAGGUACAGAUUGUUACCAAGAAGAUAGACCUAAGCCAUGUGACAUCCAAAUGUGGCUCUCUGAAGAACAUCCGCCACAGGCCAGGUGGUGGGCGUGUGAAAAUUGAGAGUGUAAAACUGGAUUUCAAAGAAAAGGCCCAAGCUAAAGUCGGCUCACUUGACAAUGCUCACCAUGUACCUGGAGGUGGUAACGUCAAGAUCGACAGCCAGAAGUUGAACUUCAGAGAGCAUGCAAAGGCCCGUGUGGACCACGGAGCUGAGAUCAUUACGCAAUCCCCAGGCAGAUCCAGCGUGGCGUCCCCCCGACGACUCAGCAAUGUCUCCUCUUCUGGAAGCAUCAACCUGCUCGAAUCCCCUCAGCUUGCCACUUUGGCCGAGGAUGUCACUGCUGCACUCGCUAAGCAGGGCUUGUGAAUAUUUCUCAUUUAGCAUUGAAGUAAUAAUAUUUAGGCAUGAGCUCUUGGCAGGAGUGGGCUCUGAGCAGGUGUUACAUUCAUUCUUUACAAACCAUAAAAUAAAUAAUCUCAUUCCCAAACUGUAGUAAUUGUUACAAUUUUAUAAAAAACAAUGAAUAGUAUAUGCAGAAAUUGACUUGAUUUCCAUUUGCAACAGGAAGACACUGGCUUUACAUGAGUACAAUUGGACAAUUAUUUUUGCUCUGCUCUGUUUUGCAUGGAGUAUUAUUAUUUUAAAAAUUGCAUUUUUACCUUUCAUGUGCCUGAAGGCUAUCCAUACAUUCUGAAAGGCCUUGUUGAAAUCCAAGCUGCUCAUUCCACUCUUCUGUUGCUGGGUGAAAAGAUAAAAGCUGCCCAUUUUAACUUAUUAGAGGUUAAAUUAAAUCAAGGAGUCUGAUUGCAGGAAGGAAAGAGCAUGUAAGAAAUAAGGUUUUUUUUUUAAAGUGUUAUUUUGUAUAAAUGGGAAGAAAGAUUCAGUUAAGUUAUUAACAUUUGGGACCUGGAUAAUUAUAUCAGAGUAUAAGUCAAUCCAAUAAAUUAUUUAACUAAUUAAAAAUAGUUACGAAGCAUUUGAGCUGUGGUUGAGGAAGCGAUAUAAAAGUGCAUCUCUUAGGAAUGAGGCACUUUCACUAGGAUGGACUCGUCUGAUUAGAAUGUCAGUUGAUCAGCUAGAUUUGUGUCCACACUACCAGUUUCACACUCCCUUUCCAUCUGUUUGAUACAGUAUUAUAGAUAUAAAUAUAUAUAUAUUUCUCUGUGGCCAUUUGUGAUACUUCCUCAUAUACUUGAAUAUUAUACUUCCUUAUUCACAGUAUCUGUGUCUCCUGCACCCUUUGGUGUUGCAAUUUUAGGUAUGUGAAAGUAGAUGUUAGCAGGGUUCUUUCCCUAUU
Messenger RNA from Odobenus rosmarus divergens (Pacific walrus), 6427 nucleotides. RefSeq names its product microtubule-associated protein 2 (gene MAP2). Gene Ontology annotation, molecular function: microtubule binding. Gene Ontology annotation, biological process: neuron projection development; microtubule cytoskeleton organization. The transcript is spliced from 12 exons. The coding region runs from base 1 to 5496 and encodes 1831 amino acids. Lineage: Eukaryota; Metazoa; Chordata; Mammalia; Carnivora; Odobenidae. The record is from RefSeq and is a predicted model, not a curated record. Gene Ontology annotation, cellular component: neuron projection.